Molecule: messenger RNA, 2782 nt
Organism: Marchantia polymorpha subsp. ruderalis
Lineage: Eukaryota; Viridiplantae; Streptophyta; Marchantiopsida; Marchantiales; Marchantiaceae
Source: the annotation of a GenBank genome assembly
GCGUUUUCGACUGAGCAUUACAGGUCGUCUUCUACGAGACCUGCUUCGGAAGUCGUGAUAUACCGGCGUGGCGACCGGGCAGGCCGGUUCUCCUGCAGGGGUUCCUCCCCCGGCCUGCGUCAAGGCGGAACAUCACGAAUUGAAAUGCGCGCUGCCAGUGGCUCAGACUCGUUCGAGGUGAACGUCAAAGCGAUCGACGACGGCACUUCGUGUUCAGACGCUCGGAGAGCGAUGCACUCGGUGGAAGAUUUGUGAAAUCACAUCGAGCACCGUCUGUCGUCAGCGAGUGCCAUCGCAUCUGCGAGAGGAUGGGCGGAGACAUGCACGAAUUGGCACAAGCCGAAGAGCGACGUGUGCAGUACUCGCAAAAUGGCAAGUGUGCGAGCGCGGUUCCAGAGGCUCGUCCUGAAACGGCCGGAAUAGAGGAUUGGGUUCACGAGGCUUUCGUGCGAAUGAACUGGAUUCGGCCUCGAUAAACAAGCCUGCGUGCCGCGAUGGAUUUCCGGAGCGAGGUCGGUGACCACGUUCUCGAGUCCUGGAUGCGCUUUGAUGAGGGUUCGCCCAACUCUGCGACCUGCGUAAGCAUCGUCACAAGGUGUACGUCCACCCUUCCAUGACUCUGGUCCCUCGGACCCUUCCGAGGAGCUGGACGAACGACCAGAAUUUAGGUCGGAGUGGAUUUGGCAAGGCAGGCAGGCAGGAAGGAAGCACGCGGUACUGUACUCCUUUGAACAAGAGGCGAAUCUCGGAAACGAGGAUGAAAUCGGAUCCAUGUAAUGCACUUCACAGAGCUGUACAAGAUCGCACUCUAUUCUCAGCUGGAAAUCGUACCAUUUUAGCGAUAAUGUCAUCCGCUGUCGGUCAAUAUCAUGCCGACGAGAUCGGCAACGGACAAGCUCGUCCUCUGAGCGCUGGCAUACUGUCGAGACGACUUCUGAAGGUUUUGACAAUUCCCACAGACAAAGAAAGGGGCGCGUCAGACUUUUCAAGGAUUUGAAGGUUUGUAGGAUGAUUGGAGAUGUUCGGCGGCAUAAUUUAUCUCUCUCCGAAGAAUGAUGACUUACUUCCUUCACCACUGGUACUGAUUGAAUCUCGAGCACUAACGAGUAGAGUUCAGUGGACGAGUAACAUGUAAAGCGGGUGAGAGGUACAUUAUAGGAAUUGGGGUUUGACAGCAUGGCUUGGAAAAAGGACGAUCGAAUGAACACCAUCCCAUUCUCUACUGGGGACGGCUGCGGGCGGUUCCCAGCCUGUAGGACCUACACGGAAAGAGAAACAUGGACAGCAGACAUUCCGUGUCAAAGCGUUAGCGAUGAUCUUCGUCUCUCUGAUAUUCCUACAUGAAGCUCGUCAAGGGAAGACAACAUACGCUUCUGGACGAACCGAUCGUUGGCCCCAGCCACCAGCCAGCACACUAUGACUCUUCCCCAUCUGAAUUUCCCCCAGGGAUCCAAACCAACUGGUCCAUUCUGAGAAGAAUGCAACCAUGUGACGUCCACAACGGCUGGCAACGAUGAGCUCAUUCGGUGCAUCAGGUCUAUCAUUUGUUGUGGCCCUGAGAUGAAAUCUACUGCAGUACAGCCGUACACGAGAGACAUGUGUACGGCUGAAGGCUGAUCUGUGGCUCCCAUCGUGACAUAAUGGCCACCAUUAUCUUCUGGAUAGAUGGCAUGAAGGACAGAUUACAGGAGUGAAGAGGAUCUGGACUAACAGGCCACAGUGCCACACUCGAAGAUAUGAACGAAUCAAAGGUUCAUACCCUGGACCUGAUAUGGAUGUCACAUCAAGGCGAGUGUACAGUACGUGAGUGAUCGCAGUAUUUCGGGAGUUACGAUUCGGUGGCGUUCAGUGAGAUGUAGAGAUAGAGAGAGAAGCAGGUGACCAACAUUCUCUGUUACUACUUCUCGUAACUACCUGGCCUUUGCAUGCCAGGACUUCGAAACUUUUUUGGAAUUACUCAGACGAUUAAAACAUGCAACGUAGAAGCAGAGAUCAGCGGCGAAAAAUUUCUCGACUACCAAUAGGCUGUGCUCGAUUGUUGUGUUUCAUAACGUAUGGAAGCUGUAUAAGUUAAUGGACUAUGCAUGAGGAACAUGAAGAGAAUCGUACCUUUUACUUUGGACCAUAACAAUAAAAGUGGGUUAAAUUUAACAGCAAGGACCGACUGACAAAUCUGCAGACUGGUUUCAGCUGUCACCUCUAAAUCAAAGAUAGUCGAGGAGCCCUGCUUGCACGAUUCACCCUCAGCUUCACCAUCGCUUACCUGGUCCGCGUUCUGUGUACCAUGACACUUUUCCUGAGAAUGGUGGCCACGGUCAUUGACGAGUAUGCAUAGUUGGGAACAUCUUCAGCCAGGGAAAUUGGGUACGAAGUAAGAAGACAAUUUAGGCCUGCUGCUCCGAUGGCGAUCACGGGGAGGUAGAAGAGAUAGUGAUUACUGUGAAGUGGCCUUCCUUCAGCGUUAAUGCUCUAUGCCAGUAGUUAAGGUGCUGUACAUGUUUUAAUAUUUCCAGGAUCAACGGAUGAUUUAUCGUUGUUUGCAUCGCUUUUAAGCCGAGCUGGUCACCAGAUCGAGAUCCAAGAGUAUCCAAGUUUCCCAACGAAGUUACUCAAUUUUCUCAGCGAGGAUGAUUGGAAUCUUGAUCAUUUCUUUCUAAAAUAUUCGAGUUCUUCACCUUGUGCAGUGGGCCCAGUUCCAUGACUGAUAAUUGUGCAACUAUGAGACUUAGUACUUCAAACAAAGUAUGAAAGAGGAAGCAAUGAGCAAGUUCUCAGAGAAGGC